UCCUAAGCGCAUGCGUGGCAUUUACACACCACCCGUGAAGACGAGAUGGGAUCAUCUUCAAUAAACGAUCUUUGACUGAUCAACACUCGCCUGUCAACAAACACCAACAUAAGCUAAGUCAUUAUGUCUGAGAAGGACAGUGUUUUUCCGACGCAAACCUUCUCUGCUAACAGAUUUAAAGCUCUCGACUAUGUAUUUGAGAGCACCACCAGUCUGAAGGUAAUGAUGAACCUGCUGGCCCUGCCGCCGCCCUACCUCCCCGGCAGCGGUGAUCUGUACCCGGACAGAGGAGAGCUGCCCGAGGCCUCCUACCGGACCCCGUGGAUCAGAGGAAAGGUGAUCUCCACAUGCAAACUGUUUGUCAGUGGUUCUGUGCUUGAUGACCUGGGAGGAAAAAAGCAUCCAGUCAAUUCACCUGAAAGAUUUAAUGUGACUCUGAGUGAACUGAAAGGGGAUUUGGAGAUGAUACCAAGCUCUAAUCCUGACUCAAUUAACGAUCUAAACCAGGAUGAGAUUGUAAGCCUUUUAAAAGAGUCACAGAUUGAAAAUCCACUUCAGGAAUCAUUUUACAAGUUGACAACCGACCAGAUGAAACCUGAAAAGGAGAACAGAGAUCUCCUCCUGCCAGAAGAGCUCAUGGUUGUUGAUCACCUGCUGCACUUUAAGAGACAUUUACCCACGCUGAAAGCCAAGAUGUCCAGGCUGCGGACGCUCCCUGUGGCCGACCCUCUGCUCUGUUCGACAGGAAAAAAACUCUCAGAGGACGCCGUAUUCCGGCACUGUGCGUCUUAUGAAAAACCUCCCGGUGCAAACACCAGUGACGUUCCGAUAUGUGCAAACAUUCAAGAGGAGUUUGGUAAAGAGUCGCUAAUGGAAGAAGAGUCUCUACUGCUGCCGGUUGUUCUGGACACACUGAAUCUGAGUUGGGAGAAGUGCACCGCCUUUUUAAGCAUUUGUGGUCAGAUGGACGUUGCUCCUGAACAGCUACAUGAGCAACCUCCUGUUCUGGAUAUGCUUCAUAACGCUAUCCCUUCAGAUGCAUCAGUAUCGGUGGACAUUUCCAAGUAUGAAGUACCAGAGGAGUCCGGCAACAAGUGCUGCAUUGAUGGAGGCCUGAUGGAGUUGGCAGGACGAGCGUUGCUUCCGACUGAAAUGGAGCUGGAUGUGACUUUGACGCUGACCCCCGAGACGAGUCAAAUCAAAAUCUGUCCGUCUACAUGUGACCUGCAGCAGGAAGAGCUGUCAGCGCUCGGCAGACUGUCUUUGGUGUCAGCGAGGGCUCAGACAGAGAUGGAGGCGGCUCUUUGGACGGCGGAGAAGCAUCCGUCCUGGGUGAUGGGCUUUCUGUUGGCAGAGCCUCAGAUAAAUGAACCAGUCGUGGAGUUUCAGCCGCUGUCUGAAGCCCGGAGAGUCAUAAAGUCAGAGGAUCUGCAGUCCCACAGGGAGACGGGACCCCCGCAGGUGGAUCUGUGCAACAGCAGCCAGUUCACAGAGAGCAUGACCUCCGAGGUACCCCCCACCACAGAGGAGAAGAUGGAGGAAUUCAAAAAACUGUCACCUGAACAUAUGGAGAUUGGAUCCGUAACGAUGAAUCCAACGGACAAACCUCAGUUCCCUCAGCGGAAGAAAUGCGAACCUGCUGCUUUUCUUGCUGAAGCUCCUGCGGAGGACUCUCAUCUCCAUAGAGAAACUGUUGCCGACACGUCUCAGAACGCCUUCCUGAUGCACAACACAAACAAUAAGGAAGUCAAACCUGCAGCGGUAAUAUUUUCAGAACCUGCUGCCAACACCAACACUAAAGAUGACGUUUCAGAAAAGAGGUUUUUAGAAGUUGCAGCCAUGUUUUCCCCUCGUGAGACGGACAUCAACACCAGUAGAGGAUACAGUAAGGCGGAGCAGAGCGCUUUGACCCUUGGACAUCCAGGGGAGAAGGAGAUGGACUGUCUGUCCACCUUCAUGAUCCUGAGGUCUCAGCAGAGAGCUUCGGUGACUGCAACGCGUCAGAGCUCAUCUCCAGCACUAAUGGUGGACCAACAAAAAGCACCAUCUGAGCAUCAUCAGCCUCCUCCACAUCCUCCGAGGCAAACACCAGAUCAGAGGUAUUUGAGUGGAGCGGUGUCAGGAAACGCUACCAGAGAGCAGAGAGCAGCGGUUCAGGCGACGGGUCAAAACAUCCCUCAGUCCAGCCCUGAAGGCAGACAGGAACACAGAGUCAUACUGGUCCAAGCCAACGCCAGUCAGCGGCACGCCCACUGUGAGCUGCUGGCCUUCGCUGAGCCGUGUUUGAUCUCUGCCAGGCAGCUGGGGCUUAACUUCCCGGGGCCGGGGGACUUCAGCUGCCUGGCCCCGGACCAAACACACUUCAUCCUCAAACAGCAGGAGAAGGCGCUCUGCAGGAAACAUGCACAGAGCACAGAGACGGUCAGAGAUCAGGAAGUACUGUUCAACCAGGCGGCUGUGAUUCACGUGCUGGUGACAUUCAAGGAGCUGCUGCUGAAGUGUGACCUUAAGACUGCAUCGGAUUACCUGACGAAGGCAGCGGAAGCGUGUGCGGAUCAGAGUCUGCAGCAGCUGGUGAAGAGGCUGCAGAUCAUCCUCUUCCUCAGUCUCAAGAACCAGGAGUCCGACCUCAAACUGCUGAAGCUGCAGCAGCUGCUGGCCGCUCAGCUGCAGGGCAGACAAGGACAGAACACCGUGGAGAAAAUUCUCAUCUUACUAUCAGUCCACUCUGACGACAUCAGAUCUCUAAUCAUCAGCAGUUUGAGCCACGUGGCUGGUGCUGCUGUAACUGCAGUUUGUCCUGAGGGGGACAAGAAGAAACUGAAUGGAGCCAGUGUGGUCAGCAGAAUGCAUCACAGUGUGUGUGUGGUGGUGCAUGAGCAGCACGUCGGGGCGGACUUCCCCUGGAGCUGCUUCUCUCUGGUUGUGGAGUACGACCAUCCGGGACAGUCGCCGUGGGCAACAGUCUGCAGAGAGAGGGGCAUCAGUCACCUCAGCUUCAACACCAUCAUGUCAGACACUGAAGAGAACAGUAAAGGCUGGUGGUGCCUGGAGGAAAAUGUGCCCAAUGUGCUGUUUGUCACAGAGGGGCUUCUCAACUGUCCACUGCUGCUGCAGACCCUAGAGUCAGGAUGUAAUAUAACGGUGCUGGAGAGGAGCCACUGUCCAUCCCUCCAGUUCCUCGGAGGGACCCAACACUACUGUGUGAUCACGGUGGAUGAAAGCACCGCUAUCGUCAUUCAGGAGGAGGAUGAGCUGUGUCAGGAGCGGGCGAGUGAGAGCGUAGUGAUGAGGCUGACUGCUCUCUCUCUGCAGUACAACUGCUGUUGGCUUAUCCUGCACUGCAGAGAAAGCCAGGGAGGAGGAUUUUCUGGCCAAGCCUUCAGCAACUUGGUGUUGGUUUAUUCCUCUCUGGUUCUGUUUGGCAUGAAGUCUGAGGAUCUAGACGUCAAGGUGCUGAUGUUGUCUGACGUGAUGGAAAUAUCCAAAUGGAUCAGCCGGAUCUGCUUCCACAGCCUGAUGGCCAGUGAGAGGGAUCCUCACGACUUCCUGGACAGAGACUGGCUGGCUGUGAUCCCCUCAGAGGAGGAGAAGUGCCUGCUGCAGUUCCCCUGUAUUAACCCUCUGGUGGGUCAGCUGAUGCUGAGGAGAGCCCCGUCAAUCCAGUGGCUCCUGGGGGCCCCUCUGUCUCAGCUGAAGGAGCUGCUCCCUGAGGUUCCACAGAAAGUCCUCAAGCUGUUCAGUGACACCACCUCCCUGUACAUGGAGUCUCAGGCGGUCCUGACUGAGACAACACAACACCCCAGCCCCCCAAACAGCCUGUGGACCACCACUGAUGACCCCGAGCACAACGACUCUGAACCUCAGCCAGAACUGUUCUGUAGUGACGGCAACAGCAGCUUCCUGUUCGGAGCCGAUCGCAGCUUCUGUGAACCAAACACAGACUCCAUGCAGGAGGGCCACACAGACUUUAGACUUGACGUGAGUACUUCCUUUAGCAGCCAAGAGGACCUCCACCCCCCCCAGAGGAGCUGGACCAGCAGUGGUCAGUGGAGAGAGGAGGACAGGGAGGAGGGGAAGUUCUCCGGCUGGAGAAGCAGAACUGGAGCCGUGGGGAGAGUUGUUGGAAGAGUAAACAGUGAGUGGACACCAAAGGUUCCAACAAUCCUCAACACCCAUACUCCAGGACGCAAAAGUCCUUUCGAGCUGGACUCCACCCUCAGCUUCAACCCCAACGCCAUGCAGCAGCCAGCCCACAGUCACAUGUCCAGGAACUCGCCGGUCUACAGUGUCCAUCACCCUGACAACCCCCACGUCCCCUACAGUCUGAGCCCCCCUGCAGAGGUCACGCUUUGGGGUCAAGGCCAAAGUAGCAACGACUUUCUCACCAACAGCAGAGACACCGCGAUGAUUCCCACUAACUACGGCUCCAAAUGCUGGAUCGGACAAGAGAGGAAGAGGAGGGGCGAGGCUGCAGGGUUCAUUGAAACAGUGAUGACACCGCUGAAGAGGGGGAGGUUAAGCUAUGAGAAGGUGCCCGGCAGAAGUGAUGGACAGACGAGGCUUAAAUUAUUCUAAAUGACUUGAAUGCCUUGUUCCUGUGGCCUGUUUGUAAAGACAUCGUUUUGUCGGAUUCAAGUUAUUAAAUACAUCAUUCAAGUGUUUGUUCAGGUAGAA
This is a messenger RNA of Gymnodraco acuticeps, 4677 nucleotides long. RefSeq names its product protein shortage in chiasmata 1 ortholog. The record is from RefSeq and is a predicted model, not a curated record. Gene Ontology annotation, biological process: resolution of meiotic recombination intermediates. Gene Ontology annotation, molecular function: ATP hydrolysis activity; single-stranded DNA binding. Lineage: Eukaryota; Metazoa; Chordata; Actinopteri; Perciformes; Bathydraconidae. Bases 124 to 4578 code for a protein of 1484 amino acids. Gene Ontology annotation, cellular component: condensed nuclear chromosome. The transcript is spliced from 28 exons.